Messenger RNA from Salarias fasciatus (jewelled blenny), 2486 nucleotides. It is a transcript of the gene card19, whose product is annotated as caspase recruitment domain family, member 19. The record is from RefSeq and is a predicted model, not a curated record. The transcript is spliced from 6 exons. Gene Ontology annotation, cellular component: mitochondrion. Bases 41 to 586 code for a protein of 181 amino acids. Lineage: Eukaryota; Metazoa; Chordata; Actinopteri; Blenniiformes; Blenniidae.
CAGAGGGCGUGUCCAAGCAGAGGACAGAGGGGACUCCACAAUGGGAGACAGUUUUCACGAGCAGCUGACAGAGGACAGCGCUUUCCUCCGGGCUGACAGCAGGCUGGACACGGAGCUGGUGGACAAGCUCAUCCUGCAACUGAACAGGAUCUACCCACAGAUCCUCACAGACAAGGAGGCCACCAGAUUCAGGAAUCUGGACGUCCCGACAGGUGUCCGUCUGGGUGAGCUCCUGACACACCUGCAGCGAAAAGGCGAUGAAGCAUGCAAGGAAUUUUACAGAGCUCUUCACUUGCAUGUAGAGGAGGUUUACUUCAGCCUGCCCACACGCCUUCGCCUCAGAGAUAAUAACUUCGAUCCACUUGCAUUUCCGCAAAGCUGCCAGCAGAGAUACGUUCUGAACGACAGGGGUCCCGUCUUCUUUCUGGGCUGUUUCAGCAUUGCAGUUGGGCUGGCUUUACUCUAUUACUAUAGUGAAGCCAAAGUGUCAGGAGGCAGCCACGGUCUGGGGAUGGCUGCUCUGGGCCUGAAAAAAAAAGCUCAGGAAGUCCUGAUAUGGUACAGCGCCGAAGGCCUCGGGAAGUAACGGGUAACUUCUCCACAGCAGGUGCUUCAGCAGCGCUGCUUUAACGGAUUGAUGCCUGCACUAAAGCGCCGCACACGGCUCUCGGAUUGUUCUUGACAGUCUGACACGAUCCAACAACUCUCUUCCAAAUUUCACCAUCACAAAACGUUCUGUUAUGCACUUUUUUUAGUUACAUUUAAAGAGGUGAUCAUUUGAGGUUAUGUUUCAUAUUGCGGUUGCGUCUUAUACAAUGCACCAUGUUUUAAAAUGCAUGUGUAUGUCAGUGGGGUGACAUUACUGUUAAAAACACCUCUCAUUCUGCAAAGAUACCUCAAUAAUCACAAGUUGAACUCAGCACCUUUGCCAGUCUCAAACUUACAUGAACCAUAUUGUCUUUGAGAAAAUUGUAGUUUUUGCAGACCUGUUGUGUUGUGAUCAAUCUAAACGAGUUAACGGAUCAAAUGAGUGUAUCUUCUAAACGGUUCAGUGGAUAUUUUGUACACUGUGUAUAUUAUUUAUCAUUUAUUCCUCAACAUCUGAGAGAGGAAACGUGAGAUCUAUUUGGAGCUCUGUUUGGCAUUUUGCUCCUAUUUGCUCUCAAUUAGAUUUAUAUUGGUUAAAGGGAGGAGUGACUAGUAAGUCUUGUCAAGCCAUGUUCACGGCAGGUGUUUGAACUUCAAACUAAGCCCAUCUUUUUUAUGUUUGGUUUGAGAUUAAAUAUAUCAUUUGUAUUGUAUUGUAUUCAUCAUUUUCCACGCAUUUAUAAGCAUCAGUACUUCAUGGGGUUUUCAGCCUUCAGCAUUAGUAAUCUGGAGUAGCCUGAAAGGAACCAGCAUGAUUUGUAUACACACCAGAUCUACUGGAUUUCUGAACAUUCUUAGUGUGUAAAUAUUACAGCAACGGAGAUCUCAAGGAACCAAACGUACCCGUACAUACAUAUUCUGAAAUCUGAAUAAUCUGUUGGUCAUUUAUUCCAGGGAUAUUCAUAAUGUGGGUUUAAUUAAUUUAAAAUGUAUUGUGAAUGUGAUCAGAUAAAAAGGAUCACACUGGUGUCUGUGGUGCUGAAAUUUGAAUUAUUACACUCUUACUUGUGUCAAGCUUGAUUGUGAGUUGAAAAUGCCUUUAAAAAAACAUUCAUACACUUGUCUGAGAAAUAUGGACAUGCCCUCUGCUCUUCUUUGGCAGGAGACAGAAUGUUGUGGCAUGAGGUUUUUUUUUUAAUCCAUGAGUACAGAGACAUGAGCAGAUUAAAAAAAAAAAACACACAAAGGUAAAAAAAACGUUAAAAUUCAUAUAAAUUACAACUUCAGAAGACAAGCAUGUUUGCAUGAUGGUGGCACGUGGUCGCCCUCUGGUGGCAAAAAGCGAUAGCACACCACAACGCCGGUGCUCGUUUUAAAAGUGUUUCCUCAGACCUUUCCACUCACAUCUGGACUGAAACAAAACACCAGUAUAUCCAGUGGAACUGUGAAAACAAUCGGAGGCGUAAAUUGACUUGUGGUACGAGUUUGUACGAGUAUAUUGUGUGACUCGGGAUCACGUGUGUGCUUCCUCCAAUUAUAUUUCGCCGUUUCCGUGCAAUGCAUUAUGGGUGGAGGGAAACUAAAGCAAAAUAUUAGAAUAUUUGAUGAAAAACCUACUUGGAGGGUCGGGAAAUGUAUCGGGCUUUGUAAUUUGUAUAUAUAAAAUAAUAAUAGAAGCGUGCUGUAAGUGGACAGUCUGAUGACUUCACCGUGAACGAGACGUACGGCAGUGAUCGCUGGGUAUAUAACGUGGCAGCCGCGAGAGAAAGGGCGUGUUGUAUGAAAGGAGAGAAGGUUAGCACUCCCCUUGACAAGGAUGGAAUUGGCCCCUGUGGCCUGCAACACAUAUACGGUUAAGGCAUUGCCACCUACUUCGUGGCAUCUCUAACCAAGUUUUU